AUGGCGCACAUUCCUAGCAAAGCCACUAUCUUGGUCUGUUCCGGGGAUCAUGCAUCAGAAGACCCUCCGUACCUGGACGCAAAAGUCGCCCUGGUCAACAGACCUCAGCCGCUCAGACGGCCAUUCGCUCGUAACUUCAUCUGGCAAGAACUGCUGAAGAUGACGGACUGGUUCCUGAAUGAAGAAAAAGAUGUCAUUGACCUUCGAGUCAACGGCGUCACAAAGGAACUUGUUGCAAAAGGUUGUACUGGACGCCUGGAAAACGUCGUCAUGUUCGAUGAGCAGGAAAGCGAGGGCGAUAAGAUCACCAGCCAGCCGUCGUAUAUCUUCUCUGCUCUGAAGCCGGACUUUAGUGUCAUAGAGCGAAUGGGAUUUUAUGUGCUUAAUUGGUAA
This is a messenger RNA of Fusarium subglutinans, 393 nucleotides long. RefSeq lists its product as uncharacterized. The record is from RefSeq and is a predicted model, not a curated record. Lineage: Eukaryota; Fungi; Ascomycota; Sordariomycetes; Hypocreales; Nectriaceae. The transcript is spliced from 2 exons. The coding region runs from base 1 to 393 and encodes 130 amino acids.